GUCUCCCCCAUAAUUGCUAUAACAUACAAAUUAAAAGCUUCGUACGUCACCACCAAAGGAUAUAUCCUCUUCUUAAAUUCCAACCCUCCACCCAAGCGAAAAAGAAAAACAAAAACCAAACACACUCCCAUUUUAACCCCUCCAUUCCAUUUCCACUACUUCCAUUCCAUUAACCAAAAAAAAAAAAAAAAAAAAAAAACCAAAGUCAAGCUAUAGCUAUGGCUGAAGAAUGUACGGAGAGUUCUGUUGCUACUUCUUCCUCUGCACCACCAAACUGGUGGGAUCUUCAUCAGCCUUCUUCAUGGAGCAACGCCAAUAUUCAUAAUAAUCCAUGGCACCAACCAAACCCUAAUUCCAACUCUUCUUGUGAUGAGGAUGUUUCUAUCUCUACUUCCUUUACUAAUGCCUCCAACCACUCCGGUCUCACCGUCGAGUCAUCCCGUCGGCUUGUUGAGCCGGCCGCAUCGUCUAGUGACGAGUUGAUUGGUGGUGAACAAGGUGCUGAUAAUCAUAUUUGGAGCCAUGUUUUGCUAAGUGUUGGAAGCAAUGGAGAUUUGCAAAACCAUCAAGAUGUUGGAGAGAAUUUCCUUGAUGGUCUAUCAUCAACAAAAAGCAUGCAAACCGGUAUGUUCGAACCGGCUUGUGAUUAUUUGAAGAAACUGGAUCAUAGUACAUGGGAAUUCAACAACCCUACAUCUUUCAACAAUUUUGAUAAGCAAAUGAAUGGUUUCAACGAGACCAUGAUCGAGAACAACGAAAGGUUAACGAAGCUGUCAAAUCUUGUCAGCACCUGGUCCAUUGCACCUCCUGAACAGGAGGUUCGUCGCCAAUUCAAUCCUCAAACAUGCAACAACAAUAUAUCUUUGAGUUCUUCCAUGGAUCAAUACCAACAAUCCAAUAAUCUUUGCCAUUUGAAACAAACUUUCAACGAUAAUUCAACGUCUUGCGAAAUUGGAGUGAAUAGAAACAACUCAAGUUUGUUUCCAUGUUAUAGUCAUGCUCUUAAAGUAGAGACCGGACAUGAUCAAGAGACUGCAACACCGGGAACGUUGCUUCGGAGAUCGUUUAAUGGGAAUGGUAAUAUUGGAUAUCAAAUUGGUCUCAACGGUCCUGCCGUUGAAGAUAAUGGCAAAUACUAUUAUGGCAUGCCUGAUUCUUAUUCUUCAUGUCAAAGUGCAAGAAAUUUCGCUGAUGUUAUAUCUUUUACUAGUCGCUUAGGCAAGCCAUUGAUUGAUAUUCAUGCACCAGCUAAACCUUGUUUUAAGUCUCUGAAUUUAUCAGAUUCCAAGAAACAAGGCAUUCAGACUACUUCUCCACCGACAAGAAUGAGUGGAAGAGGACAGGGAAUUACAAGUGAAGGAAAGAAAAAAAGAUCCGAAGAUAAUUCAGAGACAAGCCUGAAAAGACCAAAGCAAGAAAAUUCUAGCGUUCCGUCUGUUAAGAUGCAGGCACCAAAAGUCAAGCUUGGAGACAGAAUCACGGCCCUUCAGCAAAUCGUGUCCCCCUUUGGAAAGACCGAUACGGCUUCGGUACUGUUAGAAGCAAUUCAAUACAUAAAGUUUCUACAAGAGCAAGUGCAGUUAUUGAGUAAUCCUUACAUGAAAUCUAAUUCCCACAAGGACCCAUGGGGAAGCUUGGAUAGAAAAGAAAAGGGAGAUAUAAAGCUUGACCUGAGGAGUAGAGGUCUUUGUUUAGUUCCAAUAUCAUGUACACCUCAAGUUUACCGUGAGAAUACUGGUUCAGACUAUUGGACGCCAACAUAUAGAGGGUGUUUGUAUAGAUAAAUUAUUGUUAGGUCUAUUGUCUUUAAACUAUAUUACAGAUAGUUAUAUUUAUAUUUUCUUAGUAGCCAAUCAAAAAACUUUCUAGAAUAAGUGUCUAAGUGAUAUGAGAUUAAUUAGUCUACAACAAAAAACCUUCAAUUGUAAAUAAAUUUGCAAAUGCUAUAUUGAUAAGUAAGCUAGCUAUCAAUUUGCCUUUGCAUAACGGCUCAUGUUUGCCUCAGAGAAUAAUAUUGUUCUACAUAAUA
This is a messenger RNA of Ziziphus jujuba (common jujube), 2029 nucleotides long. RefSeq names its product transcription factor bHLH111. The record is from RefSeq and is a predicted model, not a curated record. Gene Ontology annotation, cellular component: nucleus. The coding region runs from base 219 to 1784 and encodes 521 amino acids. NCBI's taxonomy places the organism in Eukaryota, Viridiplantae, Streptophyta, Magnoliopsida, Rosales, Rhamnaceae. Gene Ontology annotation, molecular function: protein dimerization activity; RNA polymerase II cis-regulatory region sequence-specific DNA binding; DNA-binding transcription factor activity, RNA polymerase II-specific. Gene Ontology annotation, biological process: regulation of transcription by RNA polymerase II. The transcript is spliced from 7 exons.